Molecule: messenger RNA, 429 nt
Organism: Microthlaspi erraticum
Lineage: Eukaryota; Viridiplantae; Streptophyta; Magnoliopsida; Brassicales; Brassicaceae
Source: the annotation of a GenBank genome assembly
AUGACACACGUCAUUCCUAUCCCUCUCAAUGCUCAUCCAAUAGGCCGACUUCCCCCAAGCAUGUGGUGUAGUCGUGCCAUUGGAUAUAACCCAUCUUAUCCAUUAAGAUGCUGGGUGCUUCUGUCUGAUUGGUCAGCUCUUGAUCCAAUCCGUUUCUGCAUCUCUCCAAUUGCUUCUCAUCCACUCCUGAAGCUUCUCCUCUCUCUCAGUAGUUGGUGUUGCAUCCUGAUUCGUCCAAGUCAAUUUCGUCUCCAUUUAUCACCUCAAUGUCUCCGUCUGAUUGGUUUGGACGAUUCUUGUCUCAUGAGCAGCUGGGUGUCUCUCCCUGAUAGCAUUAGGUCUUCUUGGAGCUUAUCCACGCCCUCUCUCCUCUUUAGCAGCUGGUGUCGUUGCCCAAUUGGUUUGGCUUGCUUCGUCUUCAUUCGGUAG